CAAGAAAUAACGCGACUACGGAGCCAUAGGUGCUUGCUUGCGUUUAGUUGUAUAUCUUGCAUCGAAACUUGUCAUGACUGCAGUGCACGAGAGCUGUACGACUGGCGGUGCAAUGCUGCAGGUGGUGUUCGUCUUGUCUGUCUAAGUGGUUAGAGUUGUACUAAUCAUCAAAACCAUAAUCUUCGUGUAUUGUGCAUGUACGGUACGGUCUGUGGAGGCUCCCGUGAAGAAAACUGGAGGUUGGGAACGUGCUUCCCGCACUCCAUGAGAGCUUUGUGCAUGCAUUCAUGUGCGUGAAAUUGGUGUGUGGGUGUGUGUAUGUGAGUCCGGUUGAUCCAGCAAUGGUUGAUCUUUGCAUUCGUUCCCCUGUCUGCGAAUCGUUGCCCGUCGCCUGGAUCGUUUAGUCUGUGCUGCUCCGGCGUGUGCCAGGUCAGUGCGGUGCGUUCCUGCCUCAGGAGGAGCGGACCACGGCUUCUCUCUGGAGCGCCUUUUUGCGCAACUGUUGCUGGCGUUCUUUUCGUCUCUUGAAGGACUGAACGUAGCUCUUGUAGUAGGAUCGGAUCCGGUCGCGGACCGCCGAAAAGGCACAGUUCUUGAAGAGAUCGGGAUAGCCUGAUGCCGCAGCGUGGUCCAGGAGCUGGGCCGUCAGGCGAUUGUUGUAGUCGCGUUGCUCGAUGGUGUAGUUGCGAGCCGAGAAGGAGAGGUAUUCCUCGCGGUUGCUGAUCAGGAAUUCUUCCAGUUCUAGAAAGCAAAGCAAAAGAAAACAAAGACAGAAGAGGGAUUGGCGUGAGUCGAUGAAAAGGGCGACACCGCAUGAAUUCCCGAACACAAAGUAUCGCUCUGGAGCGUGUGUUUGGUGCCUGUUGUGCUUACCUGGAUACGCCUUCCAUGAAAACUUCUUGCCGGUUUUGUACUGGCGUUUCGUGGCUUUCUUCUUGGCUGCAAUGGUCACCUUCUUGGAUCUGGUGGCACUUCUCUCGGGCUUUCUCUCCCGGCCGGGAAUCACUCCCGGCUUUCGAUUGCGGACCACAACCCCCGAGGACGUUGGGGGUCGUUCGGGUAGAUGGUUGUUCGCCGGCUUCUUCUUGGUGGCCUGGUUCAUUUUGACGUUCAAGAGCAGAGGAGGGAACUCUAGGGGGGAAUGCAUCUGCUGGUGGUCCCUGUUGGUGUUGCUGCCCAUGUUGCUGCCCAUGGAUGCGUCCCCGCCUCCCAGGAAGAGGACCGGGCGGGGCUGGCGGGGAAUGGGGGUGAUGAUUGCCGCAGCCGAAGCCGCGGCUGCCAAUCGGAGUGCCUCGGUUCGCCUCCGCUGGUGUUCCUGUUGGAGCUGCUGCUGCUUCUGCUCGAGAAGCUGCAGCUCCUGGCGGAACAAGGGAUGCUGAAAGCGGGGGAGGUGGCUUCGGGAAGAAACAUUUUCGUGGAUUCCGAGCAGGGAGAGAUCGCGUGAGGGCGAGAGGGGAAGGAGGAGCGGGGAGAGUGCCUCCUUGCUGGCAGAGCCCCCAGAUGCCACCGGAACCAUGUCUUCCCCGGCCAGAGACACCGUUCGGGUCCGCUGCUCCAUGGAGGAAUGUGCCUGGCUGGCUCGGAGCGCAUCGAUGGUGCUGCUGUUGGUAACGCCGGUUUGAAAGCAGCGGUUCGUGGAUCGAGCAAGGGAAGGGGGGGUGGAGGGAGACUUGCUAGAGAGAACCGCCAUCGGUUUCGGGGCCUUGUUGCUCGUGUUUGUGCGAGAGUGUGUGUGUUCCAUGCUUUCGUUGCUUGUGACGCGAAUCAGGUGGCUGCUGCCGUUGGCAUUGGCAUUACCAUUGCCAUUGGCACUAUCGCUGCAAUCUCCAUAGCUGUGAUCAAUGGUGAUGCUCUUGGGGACGAGAAAGGAAGAAGCGCUGCUGGCAUUCAUGCUUUCGGUGGAGUGUGUUCCAAUCGUGCUGUCGCCCCCGGCAACCCGAGAUUCGUGGUUCUUCUCGGAAUUCUUGCGUGCCAUGCACUCAGAGUUGCAAGACAUUUCCUUCGUGACGAGCUUGGAGAGACCCAGGAGCAUCCGAGCGGCAUCAUCGUCGUCUUGGUCUUCGCAAUCGAGAGAUUCGGCCUCUCCCCGGGGAUCCGGGUGGUCCGGGGUCGCCGGACGGGGCGCAUAGCUUGACGGGGGUGGCAUGCUGCUCGCUUUUGGGGGCGAGAACAACUGGGCAGCAACGGUGGCUUGUUGGUGGUGUUCUCGUUCUCGUUCUUGGUGCUGCUUGCGAAGCGUGUCGCAGAUUCGCAGCGCAUUGUCAUAGCUCUGGUCAUUAUGGGGUUGAAGAAACAACCCAUUGUUGUGGAUCACAUGGGCUGUUCGUCUUGGGGAGGUGGGAGCUGCAAAGCAGGGAGGAAGCGUCAUUGUGCUUGUUCUUCUAGAAAUAGACCUUGCUCUUAUCG
This is a messenger RNA of Pseudo-nitzschia multistriata, 2406 nucleotides long. The record is from the annotation of a GenBank genome assembly. NCBI's taxonomy places the organism in Eukaryota, Bacillariophyta, Bacillariophyceae, Bacillariales, Bacillariaceae.